Molecule: messenger RNA, 6101 nt
Organism: Penaeus indicus
Lineage: Eukaryota; Metazoa; Arthropoda; Malacostraca; Decapoda; Penaeidae
Exons: 18
Coding region: 937-5778 (1613 amino acids)
Molecular function (GO): protein binding
Source: RefSeq, a predicted model, not a curated record
UGUGGUGAACGGACUGUCGCUCGCUCGCCCUUCCCCCUUGUAGUCUGACGAUUGCCCUCCUCUCGCUCUCUUGCUUCUGUCUCUCCUUCAUCCCUUGAGUCUUAAGCGAAUGCGUGAACAGCGCCAAUUCUCUCGCUCGUGGAUAGAGUCGUCGCGAAGUUUUGUCUGCUGGUGAUAGUGGGAAAAAAAGGAAAAACAAAGGAAACGGUGGAAAUUAACUGCCAGUCGAACAUCAGUGUGAUUUGGGAUAAGGCAGCGGGAGAAAGAUAAAAAAAAAAAAAAAUAAAAAAAUAAGCGCGUGAAGAAAGACUGAUAAGAAUAUAUCACUAUACAGAAUGGAAGAGAGCGAGACAUUAUCAUAUCAUUGCUAUGAAAUACCAAACAGUGGUAGAUGCCCAAAGGAAAUAAUUUUUAAAUGACCAAUUCUUUAGGAAAAUAUAUACUUUGAAAUAUAUUACUUAUUAACAACAUAUGUAUUGUGAUUUGAUUUUAAUAAAGUUUGUGCCAAGUUAGUGUCCUGAGAAUUAUAUUUUGAUAACUGGGGAGGCAGUGUUAAAGAAAUUAAUAUAUGACUUAGUCACAGGAAUAUAAACACGAUUAAUUGCUGUUGUUCGUAAAUAGUUAUACUAUUUGAAUAUUGAGAGAACCAAGAUGCCUGGAAAUAACGUACAGUGCAAUAGUUGCUAUCCGUGUUGAUACUAUCCGUGCUGUAAGUGUCCUGAAGUUGGUGAUUUAUUGUAGUCUGGCUAAUUGUUUAUGAAUAUCAUUAGUUCGGUACCUCAUGCUCGGCCAAAGCAGGCCAACAAAAACUUUAGGUGCAGCCGCGGAGGAAAUUGUGGUGAUGCUGUCUUAGCUGACCUCUCUGUGGCUCCCUGAGCAACUCCAGAACAGACACAAAUUCGUUGUGUUCAAAGCCAGUACUGGGACCAUACAUGUAUGACUGGAAGGCGCCUCACACUGCCGCCCCAGGGGCUCCGGUACCCUUGCGGGGGUGCUGUGCAGCCACCUGCUACCCCCAUCAGCACCCCGGGAGUGGAAUACUUUCUCGCGAGAUCCUUGCGGACAACAGUAAGCGCUCGAACCUCCAGUUUCUCUCUGACGCUCAAGGCGUUGUUUUUCUUGAUGCUCACCUUGUCCCCGGGUGUGAAGGCAGCGGUCGGUGUCGCGACAAACCCCUCGUUGGCUGUACCAGUUGCUCAAGACAUUCGCUUUGGCAGGGACCACAAUUUCCGCCCACAACAAAGCCAUGUGUCGUCGAGGACGCACCAUGCCCAGGCCUCCUCGCCCCCUCGCCCGCCCUCACACGAAACCAACUCCAAGCAGACAGGCCAGAGUGCGGUGUCAAACACGGUCACCAAAAGCCCAGCAGAUAUGUGGUCUACUUCUCAUCGAACAGCCGCCCAAGCGAAUGCAGGCGGGCCCCCCACCUCCUCCUCUCUUCCCGUGCUGGAGCCUCAUCCUCGGGGCCAGACCCCCUUCGCGGGCUCUCGUCAGCAGUGGGGAGAAAGUGGACCCAUAGCAUCGCCGCUGACUCAUUCAUUAGUCGGGGAAUUAGAUAGUGGGGAAGAGUGUGUACCCUGCCAUUAUGGUAUGUAUAAAUAUUCUUCGGGGAAAAGUUACGGCAGUAGAGCCAAGUAUGUGGCCUCAUCAGACCGCCUGGAGGCGCCCCGACACACGUUUAUCGAUAGUGAUGGAUACAGAGGGAAAGCGUCUGCCGGAAUAAACGUGCAUAACAGGCUGAAUUCAAACCUCCUCGGAGAGGAUGUAAAAUUUAGUCCUAAGGGUCUACGUGGGGGGGACCGACCCAAUAUCUGGCCAUCCCAAAGCGGCCAGAAGUCACAGAACCUCCAGGAUGAAAAUCUCUGGCCAUUUCUUCCCGGCACCCAAGCGUUUGGGAACCAUAGAGACAAGAUAAAGCUUAAUCUUGACUCGGAUGAAACGCGUGAGGAUGCAAGGGAAGAACUCCACAUAAAAGCAGCAGCGGCGUCCAAUUUUUAUCAUUAUACGAACGCGAAAACUUCCAGAAAAUCUCGGCAGCGAAAAGCGCCAUCCAAACUAAUUUACACCCGCGAUAUGAGACGUGAUUCACGGUUCAAAGAACCCCCAUACCACCCCGCAUUAACGUCCUCCACACUCACGAAAAAGGGCCCACAUCGCUCACCAGAGGACGGGUCGUCGUCCAGAAACAGGAACGGCGAAUUUUUGGUCGAGUUCGGACUGGGUCAGACGGAGGAGGAGGAGGGGGAGGAGGAGGAGGAGGAGGGAGAGGAUUCGCUGUGGAGCAACGGCAUGGGACAGACCGAGGGAGUCGUCCUUGAUAACGACAACGACGACCGUAAAGACCAGGAGAAGUUCCAAGCUAGGGAUAGGGAUUCAGUGCAAUCGGGACACCCAAACGAAGGAGGAUUUCCCCCAAGAGACAGCUUAGUGAGCGGCGGAGAAAGAACGACCAGAUUUAAGGAGGAGAAGCACCCACUGGUUACUGAUUACGGCCGCAUAAACUUCGGAAGAUCGUUGCGCUACCGGAGGGAACGUACAGACCCCGGAAAUAAUGUGCUGGUUCUUCCUGACGCGGAACAGCGUGACGUGACGGUGGUGGAGGGCGGGCUGGCGGCGCUGCCCUGUGACCUCUCCCGCGAUGACCCCGAAGACGCCGUUCAGCUGAUUCUCUGGAUGAAGGAAGGAAUUAUCACCCCUAUAUACAGUUACGACCACCGCGAACUGCAGGCUGGACGACCUAAGCAGACCAAACCGGAUGCCAACACGACCUUAGCCAGGAGAACGACCUUUAGGGCUGACACCUCUCCUGCUGCUCUGCUGAUCGAGAGGGUUGAUGCUGACGAUGGGGGAAUCUAUCGCUGUAGGGUAGAUUAUCUACUUUCCCCGACACAGAACAAGAAGGUUAAUCUGACUGUCAUUGUGCCACCAAGCCGAGCCCGAGUCGCGUGGCACCUCGGGAACUCGGGAAUGAUGCCAGUGGAGAAUGGAGUGGCAGGCCCCUUUCAGGAAGCCACGCAACCUGUCCUCACCUGUUCGAAUGAUGACGGUUGGCCGCCCCCUGCAGUUUUGUGGUAUGAAGGAGAUAAGGUCCUUGACGAUACCUUCGAGGUCGACGAGAACGGAGCUACGGUCGAGAAUGAGCUGAGACUCGGUUCCUUGAUCCGAGGUGACCUGGGGCGGCGUCUCACCUGCAUUGCAACGAACACCAACAAGACUCAGCCUGCAACGACUACAAUCACCAUAGCAAUGACAUUGGGCAUCGUGAGUGUAAGAGUGGAAGAGGUUCCUCCAGUAUGGGCAGGGGAGAGAGCUGAAGUGCAGUGCAAAGUGUGGGGAUCACGCCCUCCGCCCACUGUGGUGUGGUGGCUGGGAUCGGUUAUGCUCUCCCCCACACAUACAAAGGUCAUGGACGACAGCAAUAUGACGAUGUCCACGCUGCACUUCACGCCUCAGCCCCAGGACGACGGCGCGAUGCUCAUCUGCCAAGCGACCAACGAGAAACUUCCAGACCAGGCGGUGCAGGACUCGCGCUUGCUCACUGUUAAUUAUGCUCCCUUGGUCGACGUUCAGUUGGGUCGCUCCCUCGACCCCCUUCGUAUCAAAGAGGGGGAUGACGUCUAUUUCGAAUGCACAGUGAGGGCGAAACCCAACAUUUUCAAGGUGGAAUGGAAGCAUAACGGUGUCAAGCUAGAGACGGGUGUCGGUGUGUUCGUGUCGAAUAUGUCCCUCGUUGUGCAGAGAGUCACCCGAGCUCACGGCGGCGACUACACGUGUGAGGCUACAAAUGUCAAGGGAACAUCUUCCUCUCCGCCUCUCCACCUGGAUGUGAAAUAUGCGCCUGUCUGUGCAACGCAGCAAAAGAUGCAACACUCGGUGGCUAAGAUGGAAAAUGCUGAAAUCUCUUGCAAAGUGCACGCUAAUCCUCCUAAUGUAACCUUCCGCUGGACUUUCAAUAAUACAGCCGAAGCCAUCGAUGUUCCGGAAGGAAGGUUCGGCGUGGUGGGUACGGAGUCGAGGGUAAACUACACGCCCAUGAACGAGCUAGAUUAUGGCACUCUCCUCUGCUGGGCCAACAACUCCAUCGGCAUCCAGAGCCAGCCUUGUGUCUUCCAUAUAGUAGCAGCUGACACACGCAAGAGACCGUCCCAUAAUAGCAGCCCUGACGCUCCCAUCCAUCUCGCAGGCAAGCCGGACCCGCCGCACAACUGCCGUGUGUUCGACGUCACAAUCAGCUCCUUGCAGGUGACGUGCCUGGCGGGGGAUGAUGGCGGACUCACUCAGAACUUUCUCCUGCAGGUGUACCAAAUCGGCUCGAGUUCCCCCGUGGUCGAGGUCACCCGCCCGUCUCCCUCCUUCAGCGUCGCCAACCUCCGCCCUGCCAACGCCUACAAGAUCAUUAUCGCCGCCAUUAACGACAAGGGCGCCUCUCACGUGACCGAAUUGAAGGCUUACACCGUCAAGGUUCCCGAGACACAGGAGGAGACGAGCGCAGAGCCGACGCGCGACAGGGGGCGUGGUACGAGCGUGCCUCUGGCGGUGAUGGUGGGCGGCGGGCUGGCUGCAGUGCCAGUUGUGGUGGUGGCAGCUGUCCUCAUCUGGCUCAGGGUUUGUCGUAGGGCUGCUGGAAAUGGUGGCAGCGAGGACGGCAGCUCGGAGGGCAGGGACCGACGGCCCUCCAGCCACAGCAAGGACGGCGGCUCCACGGACCUGGCGUCGGAGGUCACGCAGGCGGACGAGAGGAACCCUGACAUCAUCUCUCACACUCCUGAUCCGACCGAGUGUGUGGAGAAAUGCGGAGACAUCGCUACCAUAUCGACAACUUCGUCAUUUUAUCUACCUAAUGGCGGUCCAAAAUAUCCAUCUGCUGCUGCAACAGCACCUGUGGCCUCGUCUGUGGCUGCUGUUGUCACACCUGCCCCUGCGACGGGGGGUGUGAUGGAGUACCCACAGAUCGUGUGUUCAGAAGCCAGCCUCUCCCAUGUUCCUGUUCAUUCCCACGCCCAUACGACAGGUCACACGGUCAUCAUCCCCCGCGUCCACCCUGCAACUCACGCCCACACUACAACCCACGCCCACUCGCCCCCUUGCGGUACUAAUGUUGUCACUUCGCAAGUGCCUUAUUUUCCUGAGGGACAACAGACGCAAGUUAUGGACGUGCCCUUGCCACCCCCCUUGUCCUACAAUCAGGGUUACCAGCCUAGCGAGCACGACUACCAGCCCGCUAGCAGCCAGUGUUACUCCACCUUAGAACGUAAGAGACACCAGCAGGGCUGUCCGCAGCAGGGAUUUCAGCACAUCCCUGGCUUUCAGGCUGAGGCUCUGCACUACGAGGCGAGUCAGCAGCCCGCCUUUCCUCACCUCUACCAGACUCCGUCGGGGAGUUACUCGCAGACGCCCCGCGGGUCCCAGUACAGCUUAUCCCAGUACCAGGGCGCACUCGUCCAGGGCGGCCACCCGUCGAUGGACUCCCCUUCGCAGAGCCACCAGGGCACCCUCAGGAGGGGGUCGUCGAAGAAAGGCCCCAAGCCGGAACCGCCCCUGGCGAGCGUCGCGGCGCCCCCGAUGGCCUCCGUGCACCACCACCACCAGUGUGACAUCCACGGCCCUCAGGGGGCCCUCGGGGGCGAGUCGAGUGGCACUCUGAGGAGAAGCAGGCGGGAGGGCGAAGGCCGGGCGGAUCCUCGGAGUUCCGCAGACGGAGUGGAGCUGUCGGGGGAGAAGUCGAGCGCCCCGACGCCCUCGGCCAGUAGGAAAAACAAGCGGGAAAGCGCCGUGUGAGGACGGGCUACGGCGAGCAGGGUGCCUCGUCCUGCGCCAGACAGGUCGCUCAGCUCCGUCGUGGCCGUGGCGGUCGUUCUGAGUGAAUCCCGUUCCGGUGAGGAGACUCUGGGGUUCGUGUUCGUGGAUGAACUUCCCGGUUCUUAAGAUAGCAAAUAAAUGUGUUGUAAGCACUUGAUCGUAUAUAACUGUUCAUUAUAUGAAACAAUAAAUGAUGAAAUAUAUAUCAUGCGAAAACGAAAGUAAUUGAUACGUACAUGUUUAUAUGUAUGGACACACACACACACACACACACACACACACACACACACACACACACACAC